AUAUUCGGUCACACUCGACGCGUCUGUGAACAAAAAAAUUAUUUUAGUUUUUUGAACCUUGAAAAAUUCUAUUCAUUUUAACUAAGCUGCGCAUCUAAGCGUCUAGUUUCUCUGCCACAUUCUAAAGUUUUCACCCGUUUUCCUCCCGCGAUUGCACAGUGUCGUCAGUGUCACUUUUUCGUUGCUUUCCGCGCUCGCUAAUUGGCAAACCAGAUCCACGGAAAAGUACAUACGCAAAAGGAACAAGAAGAACAAAAGGAGGAAAACAACAGUUAGUCGUCAAAUCUACGAAGCGCGUCUGAGCUAGGAAUAAGCUCUAUUCUAUUCACACACAACCAAACGUGCAGAUUACCAUGAGCUCGACGGAAGAUAACAACAGCCCGGCCACCACGCCCCAGGAGGGUGAGGCCCCUGAGCAGACCAAUCCCAGGGAUCUGGAGAAGAUUGAGGAGGAGAAGCUCAAGUCAAAGUACUCGAGCGGCAUGCGUGUGCCCGGAGGCCACUCUGCGUUCCUCCAGAAGCGUCUGCAGAAGGGGCAAAAGUUCUUCGAUUCGGGCGACUAUCAGAUGGCCAAGCAGAAGGGUGGCAGCGUCAAGCAGGUCUUUGCCAACAAGGUGUCCACCGGCGAAGCCAUACCAACGCCCGAGACCGUGCCGGCACGCAAAACCUCGAUCAUUCAGCCCUGCAACAAGUUCCCAGCGACGAGCUAAGCUCUCGUAAGCUGCCACCCCCAAGCACCCAAACAAACACACAUCCCCCAAACGCUAAGCAGCAGCCCACCCCUCAAAUGCUCCUAAUAUCUUAUCUUAAAUUCUAUUGCUAAUUGCGGCGCACUUUCGGCACCACUAUGAGAUUUCGCGUAUGUUUCAAUUGGUCUAAAUUGUAUCCCCCACAAAAAGAGCUGCUCCCCGAACCUUAUUAAUUUUUAAGUGAAACUGUAUUGCAUAUUCCUUUGGCUAAACACCCAUACACACCUACUUGUCCACCCAAAAUCUCAAGAUCAAGUCAUUUCUCAUGCCAAGGAAGUUGGGCAGCACGGAGCUUGUUGCAGAACAUUCAUAUAAUGUACCCCAAUCUGUGUAACAUUAUCUUAACUUACCCAGAUUGGAUGUAGCCUUAAGUAUUACCAGCAUAAUAAACAUAAGUUGGAGCCAGCAAGCUAAAUUUUUCUCGUAUUGUAAGACCUCCCAGAAGGCACAAGUCUCGUUCAAGCUUGCCGAAUUCAAUUUUUAAUGCGAAAACCAAACUGUCGUAAUAGAAUCUGUUGUAAAUGAGUCCAUGUAUAUGGCAUUAUAAUGAACUAAAAUAAAAAAUCCUGUUCGUACUACCA
Molecule: messenger RNA, 1330 nt
Organism: Drosophila guanche
Lineage: Eukaryota; Metazoa; Arthropoda; Insecta; Diptera; Drosophilidae
Gene: endos
Product: alpha-endosulfine
Exons: 3
Coding region: 354-710 (118 amino acids)
Cellular component (GO): cytoplasm
Molecular function (GO): protein phosphatase inhibitor activity
Source: RefSeq, a predicted model, not a curated record